Messenger RNA from Phoenix dactylifera (date palm), 2642 nucleotides. RefSeq lists its product as uncharacterized. NCBI's taxonomy places the organism in Eukaryota, Viridiplantae, Streptophyta, Magnoliopsida, Arecales, Arecaceae. Gene Ontology annotation, molecular function: protein binding. The record is from RefSeq and is a predicted model, not a curated record. Gene Ontology annotation, biological process: RNA splicing.
AGGAGAAUUAACCCCACCCGCAUAUAUAGCAGCUCCCUUCCGCCAAGGGAAUGUUCGAUGCGGGUAGACAUUAAUUCCUCUUCUUCCUUGGGCGUCUUCUUCUUCCCCUCUUCUUUCCUUUUCUACUGUCACAAGAAAAGCCACGGCAGCGACCGACCACCGCCCCAUCAUCAUCCGCCGCCGGCGAGCAACCUCGGCCUCUGACAUGAACACUGCCGGUGACUCUCUGGCCAUCAAGAUGGGGUCAGAUUUGAGAGAGAUCAAGAUUAUCUUCCAGACCGGAUUUGAGCCAAAAAGGGUCUGACGCGAAUGCUGGCGAGUGAGUUGCGCAGCGGAAAGGAUUCCUCGAAGGCGACAGCACUGGAUUCCUUGCUAUUCUUUGAUUGCCAUGAGAUCUACUAUUCUCUUUUGUUCAAGAUACGGGAAGUUCUUCUCCGGUUCCCGGACACGGAUUUGGCCUUCGAUGGGUCUCUGCAACAAUGGUAGCAGAGCAGAUGAGGAGAAUUCCAAGGAUACUGAUGAAAGAUUGGAUCUUGGGCACCUUCACAAUGGCAGCCAGACCCAAAACUUGAAAGAUAAUGGCGAAAGAUUGGAUCUUGGGCACCUUCACGAUGGCAGCAAGAUCCAAGACGCGAAGGAUAGUGGUGAAAAAUUGGAUCUUGGUCACCUUCCAGAUGAGAGCAAUCGUGAAUCUGGCCCUAAUAAGGCAGACAACCAUGACCAUUCUGGCCACCCAAAGGAUAAUGAUGAAAGAUUUGAUUGCGAACACCUUUCCCAAGAGACCUUUCUUAAAUUUUCUCCAGAGGGAGCGGAUGGUGAUGACCAUGAUGAUCUCAACAUACGUCGGAGGUUCCUCGAGGGUGUUAAAUCCAAUGCUGAUCAGGUUUUCCAAAUACUCCAACAGGAUGGGCCGGGCUUUGAUGCCCGACCGGUGCUCGAAGAGCUGCAGCUGAAGGUGUCUAAUGCUCUUGUCAGGGAAGUCCUGCUCCGCAUUCUGAUGUCCAUCAAUGGUGCGAACAAGUCACGGUAUGCGAAGCUGGCCUAUAAGUUCUUUGUUUGGUCAGGCCAGCAGAAGGACUAUAAGCACACUACCAACACCUAUAAUCUUACCAUGAAGAUUUUUGCCAAAUCGGAGGAGUUGAAAGCAAUGUGGAGAUUGGUCGAUGAGAUGACGGAAAAUGGGCUCCCAGUCACUGCCCGCACAUUUAACAUAUUGAUUUGCACUUGUGGAGAGGCAGGUAUGGCAAGAAAGGUGGUAGAAAGAUUUAUAAAAUCAAAGACUUUCAAUUAUCGUCCCUUCAAGCACUCCUUCAAUGCGAUCCUCCAUUCGCUUCUCACUGUGAAUCAGUAUCAGUUGAUUGAGUGGGUUUACCAACAGAUGUUGCUCGAACGAUAUUCUCCAGAUGUUUUGACAUAUAAUGUUAUAAUGCGUGCCAAAUACAUGUUGGGUAAGCUAGAUCAGUUCCAUAGGUUGCUUGAUGAGAUGGGGAAAAAUGGGCUUGCUCCUGAUUUACAUACUUAUAAUUUACUACUUCAUGUGCUUGGAAAAGGAGACAAACCACUUGCUGCACUUAAUCUUUUGAACUAUAUGAAUGAUGUUGGUUGCUCUCCAAGUGUUCUCCAUUUUACCACUUUGAUCGAUGGGCUUAGUCGUUCUGGGAAUCUUGAUGCUUGCAAAUAUUUUUUUGAUGAGAUGGUCAAGAAAGGAUGUGAACCAGAUGUUAUAUGUUAUACAGUAAUGAUAACAGGGUAUGUAGUGGCAGGUGAGUUUGAGAAGGCUCAGCAAUUGUUUGUUGAUAUGUUAAUAAAAGGGCAGCUACCAAAUGUGUUUACAUACAAUUCUAUGAUCCGUGGGCUUUGUAUUACUGGCAAAUUUGACGAGGCAUGCUCCAUGCUGAAGGAUAUGGACAAUAAGGGCUGCACUCCAAAUUUCUCGGUGUAUAGUACGUUAGUUAGUAGGCUGCGGAAUGCAGGGAAGGUUUCUGAAGCAAAUAAUAUAAUUAGCUAUAUGGUGGAGAAGGGUCACUAUCUUCAUUUAUUGUCAAGGUUCAAAGGAUAUAGGAGAUGCUAAUAGGUAAAGACGAUUUAUGGAUGGCCUCUGACAAGUCGUGGUCACCAUCAGAGCGCAUAGCAUUCUGCUGUUCCAAAAUGUUGAAGCUAUAGGAGAUGCAAAUAGGGAAAGACAAUUUAAGGAUGGCCUCUCUCAAGUUGGGGUCACCAUCAGAGCCUGGAGCCUUGUGCUGUUUUCAAAAUGUCGAAGCAGAAAGAGGCAAUGGCAAUAUUAUUUGAUCCUAAUUGCACAAGUGAGUUGGCUCUGGGAGAGGCCUGUACUUUAUAAAUCUGUGACCUCUGCCAAUCAAGGAAUACAUGAAGCUACAAAAACUAUAGGACUCUAUCUGGUGUGAAGAUGAAGAAAGAAUACAAGGAAAUUAUUGAGGCAAAUAAAUAAGCAGAGUUGUUUAACUUGCGCAAAAUAAUUUUUUAUAUUUGUUUACUUUUUAUUUUGAUAUUUCAUUAUACCACCUGAAAUGGUAAAUUUUUUCAUGAGUUUUUUCUUUCCAGAUCCCAAAUCUGUACAUUUAAUUAUCUAUAAAGAGGUGUUAGAUAUAUCAGCUUGAAAAUUCCCUCAUUCCCUUGGGCAA